ACAGAAAUGAAAACUCUCACGACAGUUUUCUGAUAUAUUCUUUCACAAAAUCUGCAGAUUAGUCGUAACUGAAUUGUAUAUCGUAGAUAAUAACAGGUUAUUGAUUAUUAUAGUUUAAUUUUCUGUCGUUAACUAUCAUUUUUUAAAUAUGUCAAAACACUCUUAAUGAACAUUUUAGUAAUUAUUAGGGUAUUAGCUUGGACUAGCUUAGGCACUUUUCAUUCGCCAAACAUUGAUAUUUCAUCUUAUCAGUGCCUAUCUCUAAUUUAAGGUUUAGGUUCAAGAGGAGUGAAUGUUUGUCCAAUGGACGAAAUUGAUCCUUUAGGAGUAGAAAGCGAUGAAGAAAAGAGAACUCCAACACCAACAAUACCAGACGGUGGGUGGGAGAAUGAAGCAUUAGCUCAAGUCAGGGUCAGAUCUCUACGCGGUCACACGCAGACUGUAACUACUUGUCAGUUUUUUGACAAGGAUGAACGGAUAAUUUCGUCUUCUUGGGAUGGAACUGUUGGUAUAUGGUCAACUGAAACGGGAAAUAAUAUUUGUUGGAUAAGAUGCCAUUCAAAUAGAUGCUCCGGUGCAAGAAUAUCAUCUGAUGCAAUCAUUAAGGAUAUAUUCUCUUGUUUGACUUUAGAUGGCCAGAAGUUUGUAUCAGGAGGAUGGGAUAAAAGAGUUAAACUAAUUGACGUUGAAAGCUCAGCUAUUUUAUGGGAGAAAGCUAAUAGAGGUGUUGUAACUGCCUGUGAUUAUUCAUCAGACGAUAAAACAAUCGUUUCUGUGUCGGAUAUCAGUCAUUUAGUUUCAUUGUGGGAUGAAAGAUCAGGAGAUUUAAUAAAGGAAAUAGGAGACCUGCAUAAUACAACUGUAACUUCAGUCACUUUUAGUCCAAUGAGUGAUAGAAUAGCAACAACUAGUAUGGAUAAAACAUGCAAAUUAUAUGAUUUAAGAACAUUUAAAAAAACUGUCACGCUAGAAGGUCAUAGUAAUAUAGUUUCAUGCGCAUCCUUUUCACAAGAUGAACGUCAUUUGGCAACUUCCAGUUGGGAUAAAAAUGUUUGCGUUUGGGAUGUCUCCACCGGUCAGUAUAGGUUACAGGGACCCGAAAAGAUAGAGAAGGCUCACCAAGGUUCUGUAAGUUGUUGUAAAUUUUCUGAUGAUGGACUUUUAUUAGUUACCGGAGGGUAUGAUUCGGGAGUUUGCGUAUGGGAUACGGAAGGUGAGCAAAUCUUACAAAGUUUAAGAUUGCAAGGUCACGGAGAUUGGGUAGAAUGUAUAGAUAUUUCUUCUGAUAAAGACUUCCUAAUAUCCGGUAGUAAGGACUGCACAAUAAGAUUAUGGAAUGUUGAAGACUCAGAUUCAAUACCGAUUGUCUUAGAAUCAAAGAAGGCAAUUGUCGGAAAGAUGCUCCAGUGUUCGCGUUGCGGCAAACCAUUCUCUAUAGCCCAGGUUCAGUCAAAGAGCGAAGUUGACAUUUGCGUUUUCUGUAGAUUACAAGAAUAG
Dimorphilus gyrociliatus is the source of this 1497-nucleotide messenger RNA. The record is from the annotation of a GenBank genome assembly. Lineage: Eukaryota; Metazoa; Annelida; Polychaeta; Dinophilidae.